Messenger RNA from Drosophila bipectinata, 1909 nucleotides. It is a transcript of the gene Rpn5, whose product is annotated as regulatory particle non-ATPase 5. The record is from RefSeq and is a predicted model, not a curated record. Gene Ontology annotation, cellular component: proteasome regulatory particle, lid subcomplex; cytoplasm. Lineage: Eukaryota; Metazoa; Arthropoda; Insecta; Diptera; Drosophilidae.
CGCAAGCGUUUUCCAACACUCAUACUCACUCGCGCAGCCAACUUAACAAGGCAUUUGUAAGCAAAAUUUGCGAAGGAAUUAUUUUUAUAAAGAAAACCCGCUUUCGCAAGAAGAAACUUUAAGGGAGGCUUAAGAAGAUUUAACCAGUUUGCAAAGAAGCCAGCUCGCAGUCUUUUGCCCAAGAGACCAAGUUGAAUCUUAUUGUGUACCGAAACGAGACAAAUACAAGAUAAUAAUGGAUACCUAUUUGUUCGAUGGCGGCCGCAUCACCAAAAUGGAGGUGGACUAUGAACCGGCUUGCAAUGAGAAAAUCCCGCUGGCCAAGGAGUUGGCUAAGAAGAACCCCGAUGCCUUCCACGAAGCCAUCGAAAUGAUGUUGCAGUUGGAGAAACAGACGCGACUUGGCGCUGACAUGGUCUCCUGCUCGCGCGUUCUUGUGGCCAUUUGUCAGAUUUGUCUUGAUGCAUCCAACUGGAAUGCCCUGAAUGAGUACGUUAGCCUGCUGGUGCGUCGGCGAUCUCAACUCAAACAGGCCGUUGUAAAAAUGAUCCAGGAGUGUUGCACUUACGUGGAAAAAACGCCCGACAAAGAGACGAAGCUGAAGUUAAUCGACACCCUUCGCUCGGUUACUGAAGGUAAGAUCUACGUCGAGAUCGAACGUGCACGACUCACUAAGAUCUUGGCGGAUAUCAAGGAGGCCGAUGGAGAUAUCGCCGGAGCGGCCACCGUCAUGGAGGAACUCCAGGUGGAAACAUACGGCUCGAUGGAUAAGCGAGAAAAGGUUGAACUCAUUCUGGAACAGAUGCGCCUGUGCUUGCUAAAGGAGGACUACGUGUCCACCCAAAUAAUUGCCAAGAAGAUCAGCAUUAAGUUCUUUGAUGACCCAGCGCAACACGAUCUCAAGCUUAAGUUCUACAACUUGAUGAUUCAACUGAACCGGGAUACCUCUUUCCUGAAUACCUCCCGUCAUUACCAGGCCAUUGCAGAGCCUCCGCGCAAAAAGACUGGUCUCACACCCGUCGAUUCCUCGCUUUCCGCUGACGAGCAAAAGAAGAAACAGGAAGAGGAUAAAAAGAAAAAGGAGGAGGACUUGAAAGAAAAGAAAGUGGAGCCCGUCGCUGAGCCUGAGGUGGAGAUUGAGUUGACUGAGGCCCAGAAGAAGGAGUUGACGGAAAAGCUAGUCAGUGCCGUGUUGUACUGCGUUCUGGCGCCCUUCGACAAUGAACAGAGUGAUAUGAUGGCACAUUUAUCGAAAAACAAAAAGUUGGAAGAUGUUCCAGUGUACAAAGAAAUUCUGCGUUUGUUUAUGUCCAAGGAGCUUAUAAACUUUGACACUUUUAACGCUGAAUUCGGACAGGUCCUAGCUGAAAACGAGAUGUUCAAGGACAGUACAAAGCACGGAAAGAAAUGCAUCACCGAACUGAAGGAUCGUCUUAUAGAACAUAACAUUCGAAUCAUUGCAAUGUAUUACUCCCGCUUGCAUUUGACGCGCAUGAGCGAACUGCUUAAUCUGCCCAGCAGCCGAUGCGAGGAAUAUCUCUCGAAGCUAGCCAACAGUGACACCAUACGGGUGAAGAUCGAUCGUCCAGCCGGCAUAAUUUACUUCACCCAAAAGAAGAGUGCAUCGGACAUUCUCAACAACUGGGCCACCGAUGUGAACCAGUUGAUGUCCCUGGUAAACAAGACUUGCCACCUAAUCAACAAGGAGGAGUGCGUCUACUCGGUCAUGUGCGCUGUUGAGGAAUAGCCAACAUAAGAAAAUUUAGUUUUCCCUCUGAAACGCCUGCCUAUUCAUUCUGUAAUUGUAAUCGUACUAACCUCCCAAAAAACAUAAAUACUUCGAUUCUCUUCACAAAGUUUGUAUUCAUUGAAUGAACUACAAUAAUAAAAACAAACCCCGUAAUAUCCA